This is a messenger RNA of Diorhabda carinulata, 2089 nucleotides long. RefSeq lists its product as uncharacterized. Bases 140 to 1189 code for a protein of 349 amino acids. The record is from RefSeq and is a predicted model, not a curated record. The transcript is spliced from 2 exons. Lineage: Eukaryota; Metazoa; Arthropoda; Insecta; Coleoptera; Chrysomelidae.
UUGGUCUCUUCGAGCGAAUUUAGUGUAAAAGCAGCGGCAACAGUUCACGCUGAUUCAACAAUUCAAGACAGUACUUACAACAAUCAGACAAUCACAGGCUGAAAAGUGUAGUGCAAAUCAUUUAUUCUUCCAAACCAUAAUGAAGCCGACAAUAGUAUUAAUGUUACUAUUACUUUACAAAACGAUCAAGACGGAAGACAUAACAGUUACAAAUGUAAAUAACUUAUUAUUACCUAUCAAUUUAGGAACUAGUAAUCUUAUAUAUACUAAACAUACUUUCAUCUACUAUAUAGAUUUAGAAUUCAUUCAUAAACAAAUCAAUAAUUUAAAACAAUAUUAUUAUAACUUAAGAAAUAAUUUAUCUCAAGCGAACGCAACAAAUCCUAUUUCAUACCAUAACUUAGCUGAACAAUCUUUGAGUAGAACAGAAAUUUUAAUUAACACUUUAGAUAAAAAAUCAGAAAAUAUUUAUCCACAUUUAAGAUUAAAAAGAGGAUUAAUAAAUAAUGCUGUAGGCAAAAUAGAUAAAUGGCUUUUUGGAACUUUAGAUUCGGAUGAUGAAGAAAGAUAUAAUAACGCUAUAAAUGUUCUACAACAAAAUCAGAAACAAAUAAUUCACGAAGUUAAUUUACAAAUAUCAUUACAUAAAAAAUUAAUUGAUCAUUAUAACAAGUCGAUUACGACUCUAUGGGAUAAUCAAUGGAAACUUUUUGAUAAUAUAGAGAAAUUUCACAUUUCAAUUGAAAAUAAAAUAAUAACUUUGAACUAUUUUAUAACAUUUCAAAGUACAAUUGCACAAAUUAAUCUGGAUUGUCAGAGUUUAAUUACACUAAUUGAUAAUAUCGAGAAUGCAAUAACGUUUUCUAAAUUAAAUACAAUUCAUAGUUCAGUUAUAUCAAGCCAAGAAAUUUUAGAAAUGAUAAAAUAUUUAAGUACCAUUUAUAAUAAAGAACAAAUACCAAAAUUUAAUAAUAUUUUGACAUAUUAUCUCUUUCUUGGUUCACAAGUAACCUUUUCCAAAUCUAAAAUAAUUUUUGCUACCCAUGUUCCAAUCCUUAAACCUAAAACCUAUGAAUUUUUCCAUUUAUACCCCGUAAUUCAAAACCAUACAAUAUUUAUCCCUCCGCAACCUUACUUGUCAGAAGUCAAAAAGAAGUUACUUUCAUCAAAGAAGAAUGCCCCGAAUUAGAAGAAAAUAUUAUUGUAAAGAAACUUUCAAAUUACAAGAUAACUGUACUAUUGAACUGCUAAAUGGACAUUCCGGUAAAAAUUGUGUUAUUAGUGAAAUUAAUCUUCAAGAAACAAUAUUGGAACAAGUAACAAAUAAUGAACUUUUAGUGAUUCCAAAUUUAGAAACUGAUGUAAUUUCUAAAUGUGUAUCAGAUCGCUAUUUUAAAUUAAUGUAUCCAUCACUUAUAAAAAUUCCAAAACAUUGUAAUAUUCAAGUAGGAAGUGAAAUUUUCUCAACCAAUGUACAAAUUAAAAAAGGGAAAUCAAUAAUAUUACCGAAAUUAAACUUUAAAUUUUUGAAUAAUCAAAUUUAUAAAUCUCCUAAUUUAACUAAUAUAGAUUUUAAUAAAUUAUAUGAAAUUAAUAACAUUGCUAAGAAUAUAAAACCAAUCCAUGAAAUUCAUAAUCCGCAAAGCCAUAUAUCAAUAGGACUAUUUACUGUAAUAAUAAUAAUUUGUAUAAUUUUAAUAAUAUUUUGGAUAAUUCGAAAAUAUAAAUAUAAGUUUGUAAGAAAACAGAAAAUAGAAGAAAUGAAGAAAGAAGACAUCGAAUUAGAAGAGGAAGGAAAACAAAGGAUGAAAAAUACCUCCGUCAUUUUUCAUUCUUAGGGAUGGAGGAGUUACAUGCGAAGAAUUCCUGAAGGACAUUUUUAAAACAAUACCAUUGUAUCAAAUAUCAUAAACAUGUAUCAGCAUUUAUUCUAUUUUUGUAUCAAAUAACGUAAACAUGUAUCAGCAUUAUUUUAUUAUAAAUAAGAUGUUUGUAAACAAUUCGAUGAUAUUUAAUGUUUAUAAUUAGUUCGAUCUUGAGAUUAAUUGUAUUCAUAUAAAUAUUCAAAAAAUAAAGUUUUUUAAAAAUA